AUGUCAGGCCAAGCUACUCCAACUGCUCCCCUGACUCCUCUUGACUACUGGCAACAAUCCCCCAAAGACAGACUAUCACAGUUUGAUAACAUCAUGAGGUGCCAAGAUGGUGUUUCCAAUGGGCUGUGGGAAGCACAUUGCAUCCUCCUGUGCCCUCUCCUGUUAGAUGUCAUAUCCCAUGGCAGAGAUCAACUUCAUCUUGGCAAGGUAAAGAUUGACUUCCCUGGUCUUCCAUACUGA
Messenger RNA from Dacryopinax primogenitus, 240 nucleotides. RefSeq lists its product as uncharacterized. The transcript is spliced from 3 exons. The record is from RefSeq and is a predicted model, not a curated record. The coding region runs from base 1 to 240 and encodes 79 amino acids. Lineage: Eukaryota; Fungi; Basidiomycota; Dacrymycetes; Dacrymycetales; Dacrymycetaceae.